Zymoseptoria tritici IPO323 is the source of this 1794-nucleotide messenger RNA. It is a transcript of the gene MgAMN3, whose product is annotated as putative 1,2-alpha-mannosidase. Bases 1 to 1794 code for a protein of 597 amino acids. The record is from RefSeq and is a predicted model, not a curated record. The transcript is spliced from 2 exons. Lineage: Eukaryota; Fungi; Ascomycota; Dothideomycetes; Mycosphaerellales; Mycosphaerellaceae. Gene Ontology annotation, cellular component: Golgi membrane; endoplasmic reticulum. Gene Ontology annotation, molecular function: mannosyl-oligosaccharide 1,2-alpha-mannosidase activity; calcium ion binding. Gene Ontology annotation, biological process: N-glycan processing; carbohydrate metabolic process.
AUGAUCACCCGGCGUCGAUACGCCACAUAUGCCGCCAGCGCAAUUCUCACGCUUCUGGUCAUAUGGCAUUUCCAAGACGGACUCACAUCUCGAAUCCGACAUGACAGUACCUUUCAACUCCCCCAGAAGCAUACGGACGGUCGUUUCCAUUGGGACAAUGUUCCUGUUCAUUUCCCAGUGAGAGAAAUUCAAUCGAUACCCAGCACCAAGCCGAAGAAGCUCCCGAAAGUGCAAUUUGACUUUGCAAUCGAGACCGCGGAACAUGCUGCUAUCAGAAGAAAGCGACAACACGCUGUCAAGGCGACCUUUGAGCGAUGCUGGAAAUCGUAUAGACGUCACGCGUGGAUGCACGAUGAGCUGACGCCGAUUCAUGCGGGUUAUGGUCAGGGCUUCGGUGGCUGGGCUGCCACUUUGGUGGACAAUCUGGAUACGUUAUGGAUCAUGGGACUCAAAGACGAGUUCGAGGAAGCCGUCACAGCCAGUAUGGACAUCGAUCUGGGAACGUCGACCACAGAGACCGUCAAUGUGUUUGAGACUACGAUUCGACAUCUGGGCGGCUUCCUCGCUGCUUACGACCUCAGCGCUGACAAGCGCUUGUUGGAAAGGGCCAAGGACUUCGGCGAGAUGCUUCUCAAGGCCUUCGACACACCCAAUAGGAUGCCCAUCACUCGAUGGAAGCCUCAAGCAGCUCUCAAUGGACCUCAAGAGGCCGAUCCUGUGGUUCUAGUCGCCGAGAUUGGAUCUCUCACGAUGGAGUUCACCCAUCUAUCCCAAGUCACCGGCGACAUGAGAUGGUACGACGCCACGCAUCGGAUCAUGAAGCUAUUCGCAGCACAACAAGACGAUACUCAUCUGCCCGGAAUGUUCCCUGUCAGCGUGAACGGCCGGGACUCCGACUUUACAGCAGACACAUUCUUCACGCUGGGAGCCAUGUCCGACAGUCUGUACGAGUACUUCCCAAAAAUGCACGCUCUACUCGGUGGCAUUGAUGAGAUGUACUCCAAGCUCUACACCAAAAGCAUGAAGACAGCCAUCAAAUACAACCUCUGGAAGCCAAUGACACCCGAAAACGCCGACAUCCUCAUGUCCGGCAGCGUCCGCGUAGAAAUGGGUAGUCCACCUCAACUCGAAGCUCAAGGCCAACACCUUGUCUGCUUCGCCGGCGGCAUGUUCGCGCUGGGCGGAAAACUCUUCCAACAAUCCGACCACCUCGAAAUCGCCCAGAAACUCACCCAAGGCUGCAUCUACACCUACCGCGCCCUCCCCAUGGGCAUCAUGCCCGAAAUAUUCUCCAUGACCCCGUGCGACUCCAAAGACUCCCCCUGCCCCUGGGACGAGUCCAAAUGGCGCGCCGAAAUCGCCUCCACCAUCCACUCCGACCCGGACUCCUCUCCCUCCAUCGACGAGCUCAUCGCGCACCACCGUCUCCCGAAAGGUUUCACCUCCAUCGGCGACCGACGGUACAUCCUCCGCCCGGAAGCCAUCGAGUCGGUCUUCAUCCUCUACCGCACCACCGGCGAUCCCAGUCUGCUCGACGCAGCGUGGGAGAUGUUCCAGUCGAUCGUCAAUGCGACGACCACGCCGCUGGGUAAUGCUGCGUUGGAGGAUGUGACGUUCUCGCAGGCGGAGUUGGAUGAGCAAGGGAGGGAUGUCAGAAUGGAUAGUAUGGAGAGUUUCUGGACGGCGGAGACGUUGAAGUAUUUUUACUUGGUGUUUUCGGAGCCGGAUGUGGUGAGUUUGGAUCAGUGGGUUUUCAAUACCGAGGCGCAUGCGUUUCGGAGGGCGGGGACGUGA